Messenger RNA from Coccomyxa subellipsoidea C-169, 891 nucleotides. RefSeq lists its product as hypothetical. NCBI's taxonomy places the organism in Eukaryota, Viridiplantae, Chlorophyta, Trebouxiophyceae, Coccomyxaceae. Bases 1 to 891 code for a protein of 296 amino acids. The record is from RefSeq and is a predicted model, not a curated record. The transcript is spliced from 6 exons.
AUGUUGCUGAUUGUUGGUGUUCCUGGACUAAUACAGGCGCAGCUGCUAGAUUCGCUGUUUGGCACGGAGCGCGGCCUGUCAGCCAGCAGCGAGGUCAGGGCUGAGAUCAACGAGCUCAUCACGCAGCUCGAGGCCAAGAACCCCAACCCCUCCUUGACAGAGGCAGAGAAGGUGCUGGAUGGGCAGUGGAAGCUGGUGUACACAUCCAACAGCGAGCUCUUUGCCCUGCUGGCGCUGUCUCGCCUGCCCUUUGUCAGCGUUGGUGACAUCACACAGAAGAUCGAGGCCUCCACCUUUACCGUUCAGCUGACGGUGCCCUUCUCGCGCACGUCCUUCAGCACAACCGCGUCCUUUGAAGUGCGCAGCCCGAAGCGGCUCCAGGUGCGAUUUGAGCGGGGCACUGUGGCGACUCCCGAGCUGCUGCAGGACGUGGAGCUGCCCUCCAGUGUGAGCGUGCUGGGGCAGCCUAUUGACUUGAGCUCUCUAAAGCCGGCGCAGAGUGCGGCACAAGAGGCGAUCCAGCGGCUGGCUCGGCUGGUGUCGCAGCAGCCUGACCUGCAGUUCCCCAUCACCAGCGACAAAGCCCAGGCCUGGCUCAUCAACACCUUCCUUGACGAGGACACGCGCAUCACCCGCGGCGACGGCGGCAGCGUCUUUGUGCUGGUCAAGGACGUCUCCUUCAGCACGCCACCCCUGGCCACCACAACAGCCAUUGUGCCGAUCGCGGACUCGCCUGUUAUUACCGGCGUCCCCGCAAUUACAUCGGCUCCCGCGGUUGCACCGGCUCCCGCGGUUGCACCGGCUCCCUCGGUUGCACCGGCUCCCUACCUCUCUGUAAGCCCCCUGCCAUUCUUGCUCGUAUUACCUUCAUACCAAAGCUUCUUGGUUUGA